CUGCCCAUUUCCGUCUUUGCAUUGGAACACUCACGUCCAUCCACUCCUUCGCCGUCGCCUCAUUAUUCUCUAUUCGGGCGUGAAGGCAACAACCAACUCGGCAUUGAGGUAGAGUCCACGCGCUCAUCGCCACAACCUUCCCGUCUGGGAUCGAGUCUAUCAAAAUUGCCAUUUCCCUCCCGAAUCGAGCCUCCUCAACGCAUGAUAUAAUAAUAGUCCACACAGCUCUGUUGCAGGAGACCUUAUCAGCGUUUCCGUCGCCUUCAAACCAGGACAAAACCGUGGACACCAAGACCAAAAAAAGAAACCAAAAAGACGACUGUGCACCAAUUUGAUUCGGGGGGACACAUGUUGAAUUAAACCAACCCGGCAAUAUCCAACCCAAGCCUGACACCACCCGGCGCAAUGCUUUUCUGGCUCCUGUUGCCGUACUUCGUCCUCGUCGCCGUCCUCUUCCAGGCCGUGCAGAGGCUGCGGUCGCCGGUGGCCCGGCUGCCGGGCCCGGGCUACACGGCCUGGACGUCGCUGGUGCUGAAGUACCACGAAUUCACGCACGGCCGGCGCCUGUACAUCCACGCCCUGCACCGACGGUAUGGGCCGGUCGUGCGGCUCGGGCCCGGCGAGGUGUCGUUCGCGACCGCCGACGCGGCCAAGGAGAUCUACAUGUCGGGCGGCAGCGGGUACGACAAGACGCCCUUCUACUCGCUGUUCACCCAGUUUGGGACGCGCACGCUGUUCUCGACGCUCCCCAGGGCCGACCACAGCUACAUGAAGCGAUACCUGGCCGACCGGUACGCGAACACCAACAUCAUGAAACCCGACAUCCUGAACGGCAUCUCCCAGCACGCCCGGGACUUUUUGAACAAGUGCCUGGACCAGUGUUACGGGAGUGAUGGGUUCGCCGACAUCUACGUAUCUCUCCACUGCUUCGCCCUGGACGGGGUGACGCAUCAGCUUUUCCACCCGUACGGCACGCACGCCAACAGGAACGAACGAGAUCUGCGGCUGAUGCAGGAAUUGUCUUACCACGAUAGUCUGAAAAGCAAUGUCGCCAUCUAUUACAUGCCGUGGCUCUCUGGUGUGGUCCACUACAUCAGCCCUCCCAAGCCCGCGCCGCUGUCGAAUGAAUACGUCCUGAAGACUAGCGCACUCCCGUCGCCGUCGCCGUUCAGCCUCCUCUCGAAGCUCCAGGCACAAGCCAAGGCGACCAGCAUGGCCCCCUACGCCGUGCCCGCCGAAUGCAAGGACCACCUGGCCGCGGGCGUCGACACGACCGGCGACGCGCUCUGCUUUCUGAUGCACCACCUGUCAUUACCCACGCCGGCUUCGCAGCGCGUCCAGGGCCUCCUGCACAAAGAACUCGCCGAGAACGCCGCAGUACCCUUCGACCAACUCCCCUACCUAGACGCCGUGGUCAAGGAAGCCCUCCGCUGUUUUCCCCCGAUACCCAUGUCGAUGCCGCGAUGUGUGCCUCGCGGGGGCAGCACGAUCGAAGGCCACUUCAUCCCGCAAGGGACCAUCGUGAGUUGUCAGGCCUACACGCUGCACAAAGAUCCCGAUGUGUUCCCCAACCCAUUGGAGUUCUUGCCGGAGCGCUGGCUGGACAAAGCCGGCGAGGCAGAGAGGAACAGGUUAUUCUUCGCCUUCUCCAGCGGCGGAAGGGGAUGUCUGGGCCGGCACCUCGCCAUAGCGGAGAUGAAACUCCUCCUCCGCGAGGUCUACUCCCAGUGCCGCACGACCUUGUCUAGUCAGAUGAACAGCGACAUGGAGAUGGAGGACCAGAUCAUUGCCAGUCGGCCCAAGGGCCAGAGCUGCAAGCUGGUGUUUGAGAAGGUCGUAUAACUUAGCACAAGAUCAGGUUUGUCCUAGUUGACACGUACGUAGAAAGGUUAAAUCGUGGCUCAUAUUAGCGUUGGAUAGCAAUUCGAAAAGCCGGCGCAGAAGAUAUUCCCUCGUGCUUUUGUAUUUGUCGC
Messenger RNA from Cladophialophora immunda, 1973 nucleotides. RefSeq lists its product as uncharacterized. The record is from RefSeq and is a predicted model, not a curated record. The transcript has 5 exons. Gene Ontology annotation, molecular function: heme binding; monooxygenase activity; oxidoreductase activity, acting on paired donors, with incorporation or reduction of molecular oxygen. The coding region runs from base 406 to 1842 and encodes 478 amino acids. NCBI's taxonomy places the organism in Eukaryota, Fungi, Ascomycota, Eurotiomycetes, Chaetothyriales, Herpotrichiellaceae.